Eutrema salsugineum is the source of this 852-nucleotide messenger RNA. Its product is annotated as putative lipid-transfer protein DIR1. The transcript has a single exon. Lineage: Eukaryota; Viridiplantae; Streptophyta; Magnoliopsida; Brassicales; Brassicaceae. Gene Ontology annotation, biological process: systemic acquired resistance. The coding region runs from base 301 to 639 and encodes 112 amino acids. The record is from RefSeq and is a predicted model, not a curated record. Gene Ontology annotation, molecular function: fatty acid binding.
GUACUAGCUGCGUAAAGUGUACUCAAUGUUUUUUUUUUUCUAUUGUUGUUUCAUCAAUGCAAAUACCAAAAGACCACUUGACUAGGAAAAACUAGAGACUCACAAGUCUUCCUCAUUUGCAAUUUGCAGACAUUUCAACUCAAAAGACCAGUUGACUAGGAAAGACUAGAGAGUCAACGACCUAACAUCACACGCUCUUCCUAGCUUUACUUAGAAUUAACUUUGUUAUAUUAAGCUCAUUUGAUUUCAGUGUUCCAAGGUAGAGUACUAAAGUCAAGAGAGACCAAGAUCAAAGAGAGAAUGGAUAAGAACAAUACCAAAACUUUUGUGAAAUUUGCAGCUCUUGCAAUGGUUUUAGCCGCCCUGGUGCUGAAGGAAGAACCUACGAGCAUUCCUGUAUGUAAUAUCGACACAAACAGCUUGGAGAAAUGUCGUCCAGCCGUCACCGGAAACAACCCAUCUCCUCCAGGCAACAAAUGCUGCAUAGUCCUCCAAGCCGCUAAUCUCGAAUGCAUCUGCAGAUUCAAGUCUUAUAUCCCCAUUUUAGCGACUAACCAAUCUAAAGUCCAGGCUCUUCUGACAAAAUGUGGCCUUACAACAAUCCCUCCUGCUUGCAAAGGUAAAAUCAAAGCACCAUAGAAAUAUUCAAAACCACUGGCUUAGUAUGAUUUGCAAGUAUAGAAAGAAAGUCUUACGUUUAUUUUGUUGAGAAAAAAAGUUCUUACGUUUAUUUUUCUGUACGUUGUCGUAUCUCUGGAGACAAACCACUCUACCCUAUUGUCCUGGAACUGACCUGGAGUGUCUGAAUUACAAUAUAUCUUCUGAUUCAAAUAAAUCACAAUCUUGAAAUGA